Drosophila kikkawai is the source of this 778-nucleotide messenger RNA. The record is from RefSeq and is a predicted model, not a curated record. Lineage: Eukaryota; Metazoa; Arthropoda; Insecta; Diptera; Drosophilidae.
UUCAGUUAUAUUUUAUUCGCCGACUUGAUCGCAUGGAAGCUGCAAAAAUGUCAAGGCUUUUAAUCAUUUUUGUGCUCAGCUUUGCAACGCUGAAGGUGGCACAUUGUGACGAAACGGAGGAGGUUCGCCAUUUGUGUCACCAGUCUAUGACUGUAAGCUACACAGAAGAAGUUCCCAAACCACUGAGUGAAUUCGGUGACUUAGAAAAAUAUUUCAAAGAAUUGGGAAUACCCGGCGGGACUAAGACAGUGACCAAAACCAGGCUAGAGGAAGAGCUGGUUUGUUGCCCUGGCUAUAUAAAAUCGGACGCAGGAGACUGUGUGUGGAUUCAGACGACAACCGAGACAACAACUGAGACAACAACCGAGACAACAACUGAAGAAUACUACACUUCUACCGAACUAAUUGGCUCUACGGAAAUGGAUCAGCCUUCACAAGGCUCAGAAUUUGUAUCAUAUCUAUUGUAUCUCGUAUUGGCAAUUGGCGUUUUGAUCAUUUUCGGGGCUACUGUAUAUUUUAUCCAAAAACAAAAGUCAAAAAGAGAUCAUAUUAAAAUGGAAAUGGAAAUGGAAAACGCUUUAAUAAACAUAACAUAAAAAACAAGAAAUAAUAAUUAAAUAUAUAAUAUAUAAAAAGUCAUUCACUAUUUAACAAAAUCAAGAAUGAAAACAUUUCUGUAAAAUACCUCUCUUAUACAUUCACAAGCUGUGUAUGCAUUUCACAAUUGUAUGAAAUGCUUAAUAACAAUAAAAUUAUUUCAUGUUUCUCUAAAGAUAAA